AUGUAAAAACCAAAAAUGAUAGAAAAAGAAAAAGAUUUUUGUUGCUUUAAAGGACAUUAGCUGCCUGUUGUUACAAUUAUACUUGAUCCAAAAUUAUCAAUGAAUUAGAGACUAUUGUGCAUAUAAUGUUUCGAUGAUACAGUAAUAAAUAGUCAAGCUGUUGGUUUAAAAAAAAUUGUUUCAUUAAUAGAAGAAAAUUAGAUAAAGAAGAUGGAAACAGUUGAAAAUAUCACAAAGGACUAAAUAAAGUUAAUUGAAUAAUUAAAUAGUAUUGUUGAUCAAAUGAAAUCAUAUGUAAUGUAAUAAUUAAACUAAUUAAAUACUAUAAUGAUGGAAUGGAUAAAGAAUCUAUAAUGCCAACUAUCAUAAUAUUCUCAAUAUAGUUUUUUUGAAGAAUUAGAAAUUAUGUUUUUCAAAACAAAUAAAUCUAAUUCCAACUCAUAUAUUCAUGACAUAUUGAAAACGAAUCUCUGUUGGACUACAAAAUUGAAUCGUUUAUUAGAAUAAUUUAAUUAAUUUACUCACUAUAAUAAAUGCAAGGAACUGUUGUCUAGUUUAGACCUAAUUACUUAAUAAUAUAAUCAAAGUGAUUAAAAAUAAUCAAUCAACUUAUAGCAAAAAACUUAAGAUAUACAAUCACUAAAUACUAAAAUAAAUAAUCUACAAUAAUAAACUAUUUAAUUUAGUCAUCAAUCUAUCAAUCAACCAUUCACUUAUUAACUUAUCAAAGAAUAUUCAAUAUCAUAAGAAAAUUGGUGUGGUGCAAUAGCGAUUAAUAAAGAUUGUUCAACAUUAGUGGCUGGAUCUAAUUCAUAAAUUAAUGUAUUUGAAUUUAAAUAAGGAAUGUUGAAAUUAAUUUAAUCUUUAAGUGCACAUAAUGAUUACGUGUAUACUUUAAACUUCAUGAAGUAAUCGAAUUAGUUUAUAUCUGGGAGUUAUGAUCAAUCUAUAAUAAUAUGGUAAAAAGAUUAAAACAAUUAUUGGAUUUUCAAAUAGAAAUUAAAUGGACAUAAUGGAUAUAUCUGGUGUUUAGUAUUAAAUAAUAAUGAAGAUCUAAUU
Messenger RNA from Paramecium primaurelia, 1059 nucleotides. The record is from the annotation of a GenBank genome assembly. Lineage: Eukaryota; Ciliophora; Oligohymenophorea; Peniculida; Parameciidae.